GUCGAUAUGGGUAAUCUCCAACGCAAUCGUUCAAAGGAGAUUGCAAGAGAUCAUCCUUCAGGGCGUUCGGGUCAAUCGAAAGGUAAACGACAAGUAGGGGCAACAUCUUCGUCCCAAAUCCGUGAUGAUUGGGCGGCCGAUUAUAACCGUAGAGAUGCAAUGGUCGUUGAGCAACUUCAGCAACUCUUGGACCAAAAUCAAGGUCGGUUUUUGCAUCAAGAAAACCUCCCCGAGAUUAAUGAGGAGUCGGAGGACAAUGAUUCUGAGAAGGAUCAAGGAAGCGAUGGGAAUGCGGGGCACCAAGUCGGUGGCCCCGAGGAUGAACAAAGCGACGGGGAUAACCCCGACGAGGAGGAGCAAGCAGGCGGCGUCGGUUCAUCCUAAGCAGCCCAAAAUCGUAAGUCUAAACUAAAAUCUCUUCUUUUUGUAGAUCAUUUUAGCAAGGUGAAGGAUCCGACGAACGGGAAGUGGCACACACAUUGCAAACAUUGUCUGCAAACAUUGUGCAUGGGGAUUUCGGCGGGCUACGACACGGUCCAAAGGCACUUGAACUCGAGGCACCCCACAUAGGUGGCGAAAAUGAAGGGCAAGGGCGUGCAAACACAAAUAUCGAGGACCCAUCGUUUUUUUCAAAGUACAAAUGAGGAGUUGUGUUAAUAGCUAGAAACCUACAGAGGAAUAAAAAAGUAGAAGAAGGUUGGGUUGAAGCAGGUGGGAAGCAGAGAAAGACUCGAAGUGCACUCUAUCAACACACAACUGGUAUUAAUUGAAUCCAAGGGGCAAGGACAGAACCAUAUGCGCUUUCAAAAAGGAAUUUUAUCAAUCUGUGAUCUGAAAGUUUGACUAAUUAUCAAUCCGAAACUCAAAAGAUGAAAUGUAUCGGUAUAAGAUCCGAAUGAUGAAUACUAUUCAUCUAGGACCUAUCAUUUCGUAGGUUUUGAUUCUUUAAUUUUUUACGUAGUACUAUUUACAUUCCUAAUAUUUUAUGAUUUUUUCGUCACAAAAGUUUAUUAGUUUAAUAAACUAAAUAUUAUUUAUUUAUUUUUAAAUAAAAAGAAUAAUAAAACUUAUGACAACUUUUGUCCAAUAUCGGCAGUUUUCU
This is a messenger RNA of Cuscuta europaea, 1102 nucleotides long. The record is from the annotation of a GenBank genome assembly. Lineage: Eukaryota; Viridiplantae; Streptophyta; Magnoliopsida; Solanales; Convolvulaceae.